GUCCAAAACCAUCCCCCGUCACCUGAAACUGAAAAGCACCCCAGUUCCGUCAGCCGAACCCGCACCGCCGCGCCGGAACUCACCAGAUCGCGUCCGCUCGACCACCCCACCGGCCACCGCCACUCUCAACCCACUCCGGCGCCGCCGCAGCCUGUAGCCGCCGCCUGCCCGACCCCCCGCUCUCCGCGGGCGCGCGUCGCAUGGCCGCCUCGUACUUCAACCACUCCUCCUCCUACCCGCCGCCGCCUCCCCCGCCGGGCACCUCCCCGUACGGCGCGUACCGCCACGCCUACCCCCCGGCGCCGGUUCCCCCAACCGCUUACGGCUCCUACUACGACCGCGCGGAGCAGGUCCUCCCGCAGCGGGACGAGCUCCGCACCCUCUUCAUCGCUGGCCUCCCCGCCGACGCCAAGCCGCGCGAGGUCUACAACCUCUUCCGCGACUUCCCCGGAUACGUCUCCUCCCAUCUCCGCACGGGCAAAUCCUCCCAGGCGUAUGCGUUUGCUGUAUUUGCAGAUCAACCAUCUGCGUUAGCUGCCUUGAAUGCCACAAAUGGAAUGGUAUUUGACCUUGAGAAGAACUGUUCUCUUCAUGUGGAUCUUGCAAAAUCCAAUUCCAGAUCAAAGCGCUUGAGAUCAGAUGAUGCUUCACCUUAUUCUCCUGAGAAAAGAACUAGGAAACCUAUGGGAUUUCCUGAUUCAGGUGCUGGAAGCAAUAUUUACAUAUCUGGAAUGGGUAAUUCUUCACACAGCUUGAGUGGUUAUCCUUCUGCACAAAGCUACACAAACCUUGAAUCUAGUACUUCUGUCAGGAAGGAUCCAUCCACAUUUGCCCCUCAAAAUAAUCCUCCAUGUCCUACUCUCUUUGUUGCGAACCUUGGUCCAGCUUGUUCAGAGCAAGAGCUCAUAGAUGUUUUCUCGAGUUGUGCGGGAUUUGUGAAGCUGAAGAUGCAAAACAAGCUUGGAAAUCCUGUUGCAUUUGUUGAUUUCAUGGAUGCAAACAGCUCGACUGAAGCCCUAAAUCGUCUCCAAGGAGUUAUCUUGUAUUCAUCACCUGGCGAGGGAAUACGUUUAGAAUAUGCCAAAUCCAGGAUGGGCCUUCGUAAGCAUGAUAAUAAGCGCCCCUAAGUGCAGCUGAAGAAAGAUGAGGCAGCCCUUAGACAAUGAUCAACAGUUGUUCAUUCAUGGCUGGUUCUGAUACCGAGCCUGCCGACAUAUUCAUGCAGGGAAUGCCCAUGUUUUGGUCGCACGACAUGAUGUAACUGGGUUUGGUUGUAUCACUUAGUAUUGUCAGUGCGCAUCUUUCUUUUCCUCCCUCCCUUCCCCAAUCCUGUCACUACCUCUGCAGAUUUUAAGCUAGGAGUGUUAUCUACUUACAACUGAAUUGAGAACGCUUUUACUUAUGGUUAUGAAAAAUCAAUUGUGCAGUACGUUAUUUAUUGUAC
Setaria italica (foxtail millet) is the source of this 1444-nucleotide messenger RNA. RefSeq names its product U2 small nuclear ribonucleoprotein B''. The transcript is spliced from 10 exons. NCBI's taxonomy places the organism in Eukaryota, Viridiplantae, Streptophyta, Magnoliopsida, Poales, Poaceae. The coding region runs from base 201 to 1127 and encodes 308 amino acids. Gene Ontology annotation, molecular function: mRNA binding. The record is from RefSeq and is a predicted model, not a curated record.